Messenger RNA from Sphaeroforma arctica JP610, 186 nucleotides. RefSeq lists its product as hypothetical. NCBI's taxonomy places the organism in Eukaryota, Ichthyosporea, Ichthyophonida. The coding region runs from base 1 to 186 and encodes 61 amino acids. The transcript has a single exon. The record is from RefSeq and is a predicted model, not a curated record.
AUGAACUAUUUGGUUGAUGCGACGAGCGACCACACAACCAUGGCGAACUGGCUCGCGAUGAUGACCACGCAGGUCCCACGAGGCGUGGUCUGCACCAACAUUGACAAGGUGACGCUCGUGUACAACACGGGCGGCAAGACGCCGCGGAUCGUGGAUUCCGUCGAUCUGCUGCGGGCAAUGCUCUAA